This is a messenger RNA of Linum trigynum, 2297 nucleotides long. NCBI's taxonomy places the organism in Eukaryota, Viridiplantae, Streptophyta, Magnoliopsida, Malpighiales, Linaceae. The record is from the annotation of a GenBank genome assembly.
GUGUACCAUUAAGCUCUCUAUUAAGAUGGAGAAUCCUAGGAGCAUCUCUAUGCUACUAGUCUUCCAUGCAUGCCACAUGUGCAGCCGCCAUGUUGUCACCUUGUUGGCGCCAUGUCAUCUGCCACAUGUGACAACCACCGGCGAGGAGUUCAAGCCCUCCUACUAUCGCAGUAAAUCACAGCAAGAGCGAUCUCGAAGAAUCCCGACCAGGCGGAGCCGAGGGCACGCUCGAGAACAACAGCAGCAGCGAUACACUGUCGAAGGGCUUAUCCACGAUUCUCUCGAAUGUGAUAAGGGACUUCGAUUCGCAAGCUCGGACCACGCUCAGAAGCUAAGACCAGCUUAAUUCCUCUCUCGAUCGUCUCACCGGAGAGCUCGAUCGGUUGUUGGAAGAUGCGUCAUUGUCGUUCAUAAUGCAUCACGCGACGAAGAUUUCCGCCGUCCGAAAGAGAGUUUUGUCCCUGAACUCUCUGCUCAGAGCCAUACAGCGGCGCAUUGAUAACAUGGAUCGCGCGCUGUCUAUGGGGACGCAGCAAGAUCGCGUUCGUUGAACAAGAACUCUGUUCCCAAAACCUAGGGAGUAGAGAAGACGGAAGAGCAUGGCGGACAAAAUUAAAGGGGGAGAAGAAGUGGUUGUGGCAGCAGAUGUUAAAGCCACCGACAAGGAGAAAUCAUCAUUCACAGGCUACGCGUUGAGCCCAGCAGCCCGUUUGUUCCACUCGCCCAAGUUCAACUAUUACAUCGUCGCCAUCAUGGGCUGCAAGACCAAGAUCAACCCCCCCCCCCCCCCCCCGUCGUAAAGCUCGGACUGGAGCACACGUUGAUCAAACAUCCUCGUUUCUUCAGCAAACCGCGUGUUUUGAGCAAAUAUCUUGAAGCUUGAGAAAAGAAGAUUGGGAAUUAGUCGUUAUCCCGAAUAAUUAAAUCGGGGAGAGGAAGGGCCUGCCGAAAGGUCCUGUUUGGAGAAAAGCACACGCAAGGGCUUAUUAGGGAAGUUCGAUCGGCCAGCUUAGUGGAUUCCUAUCCACCAGAAUCACCAAUUUCACUACUGCCAUAUGGAGAAAUUGAGGCGGGCAUGCUAAGCUUUUGCUCCUUUAUGAGACGCAAAGAGGGUAUACCACGUUGAUUCUCAUAAGUUAUCCACUUCUUGAAAAGAGGUAAUAACUAAACUUUUCUCAAGAUAUAUUAUAAUAUAUCUCAUCGGAUUUCAUGCAUAAAAUCGAGAAUCCCUAUGAAUUUUAGACAAGAAAAAUAGAUUUUAUGCAUGAUAAUGGUGACAUUGAGAUAUGCUUUGCUCAGUGAUUAGAAUACAAGUUUGUGUGCAUAUUGAGGAGUAGAGUAAUUUUACUACAUGAAUGCAUACUUUGAAGCAUAUAUGAGUUUGUAAUUUGUAUGCCAGUGGAAUGGGUUGUAUACCCAUAUUUAUUUUGGGAGAAGUACCGUCUAAAGGUUCAAGAAUCAGAAUAGCAAUUUGAACCAAAUCCACACCAAUUAGAAUGGUACCCAUCGUGGCAACCAUAAGAUUGUCACACAAUUCUCUAAGAAUGACGCUAUGUUUCUCAAUUAAAUUUGAGAAAAACUAGGUCAUAUGACACGAAAGUGUAGGAACAAGUAUAACACUGGUUCUAGUGUUAACUUGAUUGAAGAGAAAGAUUGAUUGCUGUGAAAAUUGACAAAAGAGCAGAGAUUAACCAUGUUGGUAACUCUGAAGAAUGGUGGUUAAAUACUGGUAUCUGAAAGCAUACUAAGACAUAUGCUAUUAAGAAAGUGUUGUUGAGUAUUGCUCACUCCACUAUUUGAUCAUGGUCACGAGAGUAUGCAUAUGAUGAUAAAGUUAGAGUGUUAAAUUCUUAUGGGUCUUGCAUGCACGUCUUUGACGUAUAUCUUGAGGAAUUGAAUAGCUAGGGUCACAUUCCCAUAAUGGUUGUGAUAAAUGUGAUUUCCAUAGGUAAGAUAAAUGACACAUAAAUAUGUGUUUAGAGAAUUAGAAACUUUAGAUCUGAUUAAAUUUUAUGUGUAAACAUGAUGAGAUGCUUACUUAAACUGGCUUGAAAUGCUUUAUCGCAUUAUUAUUGAUUGCCCUGGUUAUUGUUGGCUGGUGUUAGAAUUAAAGAAUCAGUGCAAUAUAGUUAUGAGUAAGCAUAUGUUGAGGAAUCCAUUGGUGCCAAUAGCAUUCCAUUUAAAUCGAGAAAUAGUGGGGGUGAUAUCUUGCCUGCUAUUAGAAAUAAUGGAUAACUAGUGGGGGUGAUGACUCUGGGUAUGAACUCAGAAGAGACAAAUGAACCAUAAAUCACGAA